AGUCAAACGUUUGGAACACGUCCAACUACUUAAACAAGUACCUUAUUUUUCUCUAAACUCAUCCAUUUUGGUCAACCUUACAUACUAUACACUCAUCAACAAUUUCCUCUUCCAUCUUUCUUGCUAUUCAUCACAUGAAAUGGUUUCUUUUCUGAGGAAACUAAGAACUUCUUCUGUUCCUUCAAUGGAAACAGAAGAUAGUUUUAGUAGUAACUAUGAAUAUUCUUUUGCUGUUGUAUACAAUGGUCCUCCUCUUGAUCAUUCAAUACCAGAAAUUCCUACUUUCAUGAUUGAUCAAAUUCCUGUAGCAUCUAUAGCUCCUUCUCUUUCUCAUGAUUUCAAUGUACCUGUUAUUCAACCACUUGGUAAACUUCAUCACAAAGUUAAGCAUAAACAUAAAAAAACCACUUCAGAUUCUACUGUUUAUCCAAAUUUAGAAUCUCAUCAUGUAGUUGAAACUGUAACAUCAAAAGUUGAUGUUAAUGAGAAUGAGAAUGUUGUUGAUGAUGUUCCAACAAACUCGGAUACAAUAGAAUCAGGCUCAGGUUCGCGUUCGGGUUUUAGUUCUCCCUCUUGUGAGAUAUGUUCAGUAAGUGAAGAUGAAGAAGUAGUAGUUAGAGCAAAACAUGUUAAGAAUCCGUCUGCGGUUACAUUCCGCGACCCUGAAUCGAAUGACAUGAUACAAACCGAAAGUGACGAGUAUUUUGAUAGUGAAAGUGUACAAUUGAAGCCACAUGCAAUUAGACCAGGAAAAAAAGGGUCUUGUUAUAAGUGUCUUAAAGGGAAUGGUUUAACUGAGAAAGAGGUUUGUAUUGUUUGUAGGGCAAAGUAUUGUAGAAACUGUGUGAUAAGAGCAAUGGGAUCUAUGCCUGAAGGAAGGAAAUGUGUUGGUUGCAUUGGUUAUGGAAUUGAUGAGAAUAAGAGAAGGAAUCUUGGAAAAUGUUCUAGGAUGAUGAAACAGUUGUUGUCUGAGACUAUUGUUGAUCAAGUUAUGAAGGAUGAAAGGUUUUGUGAAGCUAAUCAAAUUCCGCCUCGUCUUGUUCAAGUUAACUUGAAUCCACUUAAUAGAGAAGAGCUUAUGGUGUUGCUUAACUGUAAAAAUCCACCUAAAGAGCUUAAACCAGGAUCUUAUUGGUAUGACAAAGCUUCUGGAUUUUGGGGAAAGGAAGGUCAAGCACCUUGUGAUAUUAUCAGCCCCCAGUUGAACGUUGGCGGUCGCUUGCAGAGAAACGCAAGCAAUGGAAACACAAACAUCACCAUAAAUGAUCGGGAGAUUACAAAAAACGAGCGGCGGAUACUAAAGCUGGCAGGAGUGCCAUGUGAAGGAACUCCUAACUUUUGGGUGAAUCCUGAUGGAUCGUACCGUGAAGAAGGGCAAAAGAAGGAUAGGGGAUGCAUAUGGGGAAAGGCUCCAGCAAAGGUUGCUUGUGCUAUUCUGUCACUGCCGGUUCCUUCAAAAUCCGUGACACUUAACAGUGAAGGUGAAUCAGCUAAGAAACCAAGCCUUCAUCACAAGUCACUUCAAAAAUUUCUACUUGUUGGUUGUGUAAAUUCUGGAGCAUGUACUAUAUUUAAACAGGCCAAGCUGUUGUAUAAUGCUCCUUUCUCUGAAAAUGAGCUUCAAAAUAUCAAGUUCGUGAUUCAAAGCAACCUGUUUACCUACCUUGGUAUACUGCUGGAGGGACGCGAGGAUUUCGAAGAAGAGUGUUUGCUAGAGAAUAGGAAAAGAUUGCCUUCUGAUGAGUCCUCAUCAUCUGCAGGGAAUUCUAGUGAAAAUGUUGAUACAACACCCUAUUCAAUUGGUCCAAGACUGAAAGGUUUCUCAGAUUGGUUACUCAAAUGCAUAUUGUCAGGUAACAUGGAUGCAAUAUUUCCAGCUGCUAUGCGCGAAUAUGGGCCAAUGGUAGAGGAUUUGUGGAGGGAUGAGGCGAUUCAGGCGACAUACAAUAGGAGAAAUGAACUCAAAAUGCUACCAAGAAGUGCCAACUAUUUUCUUGACAGGGCUAUUGAGAUUUCAAAGAUAGAUUAUGAACCCUCUGAUAUGGAUAUCUUAUAUGCUGAGGGGAUAUCAUUAUCCAACAGCCUCACAUCAAUGGAAUUUUCAUUUCCUAAGUCAAGCAGAGAGGAGUCUUUGUAUCCUGAAUAUCAACAUGAUUCUUCUCUCAGAUACCAACUCAUUAGAGUACAUCCAAAUAUCCUUGGAGAAAACUGCAAGUGGUUGCCGAUGUUUGAAGACACGGAUGUUAUUUUGUUCUCCGUCUCCUUAACCGACUAUGAUGAGUACAUUAUAGACAGUAAAGGAGUUUCUACAAACAAAAUGUUGGCAGCAAAAAACCUAUUUGAAACUAUCAUAGCUCAUCCAGAUUUCAAGAAGAAGAAAUUUGUUUUAAUACUCACCAAAUUUGAUCUUCUUGAGGAAAAGAUCGAACAUGUUCCCCUAACAAGGUGUGACUGGUUUUGUGAAUUCAAUCCGGUUAGAAGUAACAAUAACAAAAAAUGUGGUAACAAUGGAACUAUGCCUUCAUUAGCUCAAAGUGCUUUUCAAUACAUUGCUAUCAAGUUUAAGAGAUUGUUCCAUUCGUAUACCGAAAGAACUCUAUUUGUUUCUUUGGUUACUGGAUUAGAACCUGAUACGAUCGAUGAAGCUCUUCGAUAUGGCAGAGAGGUUAUUGAAUGGGAAAAAUGGGAUCCUUCUAUUGUUAAUGAUAAAUCUGAGAUGACUUCAACAACUAAUGGAGAUGCAAGUACUUCAUAAUGUUUUCUCCAUUUAAUGUAUAAAGAAUCAUAACAUUUAUGUAAAGUCCAUAGAAGAGUUCAUGAAUUCACAUUUCACAUAUAGAGGUGAAUAAGUGAUAAUUCAAUGAGGGUUCAUAAAAUUUUGACCAUAGUUUUAUUAGGUGGAACCCCAAAUAUUUAAUUUUGCAUUAGAAAAUUGCCCUUUAUUUGUAUUUUUUUUUACAAAAUUCUAAUGUACAGAAACAUUGAAAGAUGUAAGAGAGAAAAUACUUUUCUUUUGUUCUU
Medicago truncatula (barrel medic) is the source of this 3021-nucleotide messenger RNA. RefSeq names its product extra-large guanine nucleotide-binding protein 1. The transcript has 8 exons. The coding region runs from base 140 to 2755 and encodes 871 amino acids. Lineage: Eukaryota; Viridiplantae; Streptophyta; Magnoliopsida; Fabales; Fabaceae. Gene Ontology annotation, molecular function: GTPase activity; G-protein beta/gamma-subunit complex binding; guanyl nucleotide binding. The record is from RefSeq and is a predicted model, not a curated record. Gene Ontology annotation, biological process: G protein-coupled receptor signaling pathway.